CUACCGGAAGUGAAUGCGAGUGAGCGGGAAGUGGAGCCGGCGGCCAUUUAUCACAGAUUCGGGAAUUGGGGUCUCGGGGCCCGGCUGAGGAUUGGGUUCCCCCCCCCACCCUGGGGAGUUGUUAUCUGGAGGGUCCCUCCCUUGGGGAGUUGUUAUCUGGAGGGUUUCUCCCUCCCUGUACAGGGGAGUCAUGGCGGGUGAUUUGGGGAUGAGUUUCAAUAUCCUGCUCAACGACAUCUCUCAGAAUCUGUCCAAGGAGAACCUGGAGUCCCUGAAGUUCCUGUGUAAGGAUGAGAUUGGGAAGAGGAAGCUGGAGAACAUUGACAGCGGGAUCAAGCUAUUCCAGCAGCUGGAGGAGCUGAACCUGCUCUCCUCUGAAGAUACCAACGUCCUGUCCAAGCUCUUGGAGCAGGUCAGACGGCCCGACCUCCAGAAUAAACUUCUUGCUUUCCAGAGGGAGAAUGGAGAUCUGCAGCAACCUGUGUGUGAAAUGGGAGCUGGCUCAGAGCGUCUGAACAUUGCGUUUGAAGUCAUUUGUAAUGAGGUUGGAAAAGAUUGGCGGAUGCUUGCAAGGAAACUCGGGCACAAAGAAGCACUGCUUCAGCAGAUUGAAUAUAAACAUCCACGCAACAUGAGGGAACAGGUCCUGCAAGCUCUGAUAGAAUGGCAGAAAACAAAAGGAAAAGAAGCUACUGUGGAAGCACUGAUAACAACCCUAAGGGGCUGCAAACUUAACAUGGUAGCAGAUUCUGUGGAAGAGGAGGUAUACAAGAAUGGUUGACUUUUAAGCUGAGAACACAGACUAUUAUCAUAUUGUAUGUCACAAAAAUCCAAAGUAAAUAUUUCAGUCCCUUUUGAAAUGUAAAUUUGCUGCCUCUCCCAUCUGGUGACCUUUUCCUAAUUCUGUAAUCGCUGUCAAGCUUUUGUCAGCCAUCACCUUCAGAGUUUAGUCUUUGUAGAAAAUGACUGAAUGUUUCUGGUUGCUAGUGGCAUUCAGAAUUCGAAGGCUUGCUGCAUGUUCAUCUGAAAAAGGGUGCAUUCACUCUAUAGCCUUGUUGCAGUGGUUUAGAGUUCACACCAGUGUUAACCUCAUGGAUUGUAAAUUGGGUGUGAGGACCCAAACUGCCUCUGGCGCAAAGCAGAGUGACUGCUUCCUCCAGGUCAGGCUUUUAUUUGCAUGUUCAGGCUGCACUGUAACUGUAAGACUGGUGAAAAGCAAAAUCAUGUCACCACAGGGUCAUAGUGUGAAUGCACCCUCGAUAAGGUUUAAAACUACACUUGGAAUAAUGUUUCUCAGACUGUUUUGGAAUAUUGUGGGCAAAAAGAACACAAACUUUGGGAUUGUCUUAGAACCCUUCUCAAUUUAUUUUGUUCAAACCAAAUUAUUAAUCGCAUUUUUAAGUAAAUUGUAGAAGACUUUA
Messenger RNA from Carcharodon carcharias (great white shark), 1421 nucleotides. RefSeq names its product Fas (tnfrsf6)-associated via death domain (gene fadd). The record is from RefSeq and is a predicted model, not a curated record. Gene Ontology annotation, molecular function: protein binding. Gene Ontology annotation, biological process: regulation of apoptotic process; signal transduction. Lineage: Eukaryota; Metazoa; Chordata; Chondrichthyes; Lamniformes; Lamnidae. The transcript is spliced from 2 exons. The coding region runs from base 191 to 781 and encodes 196 amino acids.